AUGGCUUCAUCAUGUCCUGAAAGCAGCAUCAGAUUUGUAGAUAGCCAACUUAUCCCGAGUAUUGUGUAUGAACGAAUGAAUAGCACGCCUAUUGUUACAGCAGCGUCAUCAAGAGCUGCUACUCCAUCUAUACUUGGAAUUACACCAGGAACUCACCAAGAUAACAAACAUAAAUAUUCUCGCAUUCUAUCAACACCAACACCACUUUGCACAACUGAGCUUCCUCUCCCACAAAAGCCAACAGUUCGACUAUCAUCGAAUCUGCAUCGUGGGGUGAAUAUAUGCUGUAAUGCUCCCACUAAAGGCGUUGGAGUUCGUGUAGAACGAUGGACUCCACAAUGUGCUGCACUAUCUUGUGAAAGGACUAAUAACCGUAACGCUCAAUGCGAUGGAUUCAUGGACUAUUCUGGUCGUGGCGAGUCUUUCGAGACUCAUCAACCAGACCUAUUUUCAGGUGUAAUGGUCAUCAGGUCAAAUACUUUGGCGACCAUAUCAAGACAAACUGAAGCUUCUUAUCAACAUGAAUCGUCUAGUAGAAAUGCUUGUUUAAAUCGACACCAUCGACGUUGUGUAUCCGAGCCAUUUGCGUCAGGAUUGAGAGCUUUCUCGCCAAAACCAGAUAACAGACUGGCUCAACAAGAUGCUGCAAUAUCAGCAGAAACAGAAAUUUUAAAACAAAGUCAGUUGAUGGCCUAUAAGCAUCAAAAGAAACGGGAUUUUCGAUAUGCUCUGAAAUGUAGACUGCUAGAAAGCGCAUAUUGUCAAAAAGAAGCAUUUAAAAAAGUGCUGGAGAACACCAAUGCUGAAGCCAUUGAGAAACAUGCUGGAUACCUUGGUCAUUCCCGAAUAGAAAAGCGACAGGAGCUUAAGCAAAUGCAGAACAAUUUGCCACGUACACUUUCCAAUGAGAGUCUUGCUAUAAAGGAUCUCCCAGUCACUCGGUCCUAUACUGUCUACCCACAAGAGAAAUUUCACUUUCAUCAGCAACAUUUUCACAGCAAAGAUUUGGAUAGGUUCAGUGAUAUAUUACCAAAAUCACGCAAUGAUAAGGAUCUGGAAAAAGAGCUUCGGCUAGGUUAUAGAACUGGGCAUUUGGAUGAAAUUAAACGAAAGCACUUUGGAAAGGUGUACGAGGCUACUCGUAAACAUUAUAUGGAUUUAGAGCGAAAAAAAUGUCUUGAUGCAUUGCAAAUCAAACAAGCUAAACAAAAAACUGCAGGCGAUAAAUGCAAAAAAACCCCAACAUCUCAAGAAAGAGAUCCCACCAAGGAUCUCAAGCAAUUAGAAGGAUCAUCAAAUAAAAAAAUCAAUUCUACAAAGCAGGCCGGUUUCAUGCGUUCAAAGACUGCAAAAUCAACUAUACAAGGGCCAAGCUCAACCAAGCAAUAUAUUCCAGAGCGUUAUACAAAGUGA
Molecule: messenger RNA, 1413 nt
Organism: Batrachochytrium dendrobatidis JAM81
Lineage: Eukaryota; Fungi; Chytridiomycota; Chytridiomycetes; Rhizophydiales
Exons: 4
Coding region: 1-1413 (470 amino acids)
Source: RefSeq, a predicted model, not a curated record